AUGACGUCUGCAGAAAGCAAACAGUUGCGCCGGCAGUUAUACAAUGAACGGCAAUCCUCCAGGCAGCUGGAAGCAGAAAAUCAACACCAGCGCUCAAUCUUGUUCUCCAAAAAACUGUCUUUCCUCUGGAGAUUCUGCAACAAGAGCACACUGCAGUGUUUACGCUGCCCGCCUGACUGGACCGAGCACGCUACACGCUGCUUCUUCAUGUCCAAGGAAGCAAAGAAGUGGGAAGAUGCUCGCAGGCAGUGUCAUGAAUUUGGGGCAGACCUGGCUGUUGUUUUGAAUGCCGAAGACCAGGCAUUCUUGACCAACAUGACGUUUCAGUUUCGACAGCAACACCCUCAAGAAAACUUUCAUUCAGCUUGGAUCGGGCUGCGGGACAUGGUGAGGGAGGGCACCUUCAGCUGGAUCAAUGGCAACAGAAUCCAGUCAGAUGUCGCUUACUGGAAGAUUCUGGAGCCAAACAAUGCCAUGGCCUCCUGGGACAAAGACCGGGCAGGACAGGACUGUGUUGCCAUUGUCCCACCGAUACAAAUUGGACAGGACCAAUGGUUAAACUCUUGGGAUGACAUUGUUUGUGGUGGCGAACGGCACUACCUGUGUGAGACCAUGGCUCUCAGUUUGUCCUGA
This is a messenger RNA of Chelmon rostratus (copperband butterflyfish), 633 nucleotides long. RefSeq names its product CD209 antigen-like protein E. NCBI's taxonomy places the organism in Eukaryota, Metazoa, Chordata, Actinopteri, Chaetodontiformes, Chaetodontidae. The transcript has a single exon. The record is from RefSeq and is a predicted model, not a curated record. The coding region runs from base 1 to 633 and encodes 210 amino acids.